Mesocestoides corti is the source of this 3459-nucleotide messenger RNA. The record is from the annotation of a GenBank genome assembly. Lineage: Eukaryota; Metazoa; Platyhelminthes; Cestoda; Cyclophyllidea; Mesocestoididae.
AUGUCCGGUUUGGGUAACUUUCUUAACCGGGAAGUGCCCGGAAGAAAACGUCCUCCUCGUCUGCCCCUGGCCAUAUGUUCGCUCAGCAGACGGUGGUCGGCGGUGGCUGUCUUCUGCGGGCCGAAUUCUCGCGAUCUUAUCUGGUGGCUGCUGUGGCCGGUUUACGCUCAUCCUGACAAUGUCUUGGGAGGCCUUUGUACCAUGAUUAGAGAACAUCACCACCACCACCAACGCCAGCAACACCACCACAUAUUAUCUCCCACUGCGCAUAUGCUUUGCAUGCGCAAACGUCGAUGGAUUAGCAAUGCUGAUACUCACCCGGCAGCAGUGCUGUGUGGACGUGAAUGCGCAAACACGGGCCUGUGUGUGCGUGUGUGUGUGUGUGUGGAAGGAUCCCUGCUGGUAAAGCCGGGGGCGCCUAAUGACUGCGACUCCGUAUAUGGGCUCUCGGGCGCAUUCUGCGCCCAGCUGUGUGUGUCAGCCGAGUGCACCCUCCCCACCCCACCCCACCCCACCGCCACCACCCCCGAACGCACAUCUCCCUUUCUGUACAAUCCCAGUAGACGUGACUGUGUGAGUGACUGUGACCCAGAAAACGACGUAACAAUGUGCAUCUGUCCGGUUUGCGGUUUCUCAGCCACCAGCCCGCCCAAACUCGACGAGCACAUGGACACUGCUCACGGCGACGGCGUCGAGGCUGGUGGAUGCAGCGCGGUGACCUCUUCCACACCAAAACGGAGUGCCCCCGAUGGCUUCAACGGCUACAACUACUGCACAGACUCGUCCGACUCACCGCCUCGGGGUGAUUGCAUGGAGGAGGCCCCGAAGACCCAGAGUUCGAGUCUCCUGCAGCCCGCUGACACAGCCUCGUCGUCGUCGUCGCCACCACAGUCAACGUCCAUGCCUCUCAUUCAAAAUGUCUCGCUUCAGACCGACUCGAGGCGUAGAUACAGAUGCAGCAUGUGUGCCUCCACCUUCCCCUGGCACGGCGAUCUGACGGACCACCUGAAGGCCGCCCACGGCGUGCAGAAGAACUCGCGCGAAAGCGCCCGCGGUGGCAGCACCGCCAGUGGUAGCGGCGCCAGCGGACGGUCGGCCGGCGCGUUCUGUUGCAAGAGCUGCAAGUACGUGGCCAAGUACCAGAGCGAGCUGCGCAGGCACAUGCGUCUGCACUGGGGCCUGAAGCCCUUCGAGUGCGUCUUCUGCUCCUACCGCUCCGCCUGGAAGGGCGACCUCAAACGACACAUGGAGUCACACCACAAGGAGCGCUUCGCGUCCGAAGCCGAGCUCGUCCGCAUCAUGGCCCAGUUCAAGAACAACGCCGGCACCUCCGCCAUAGUCGACAUUGGCGGUGGCGGCGGUGGUGGUGGUGAUCAGUCACCCAACUCCCACGUCGACUCACCCACUCGCUCGCUGAAGCGUUCUCCUGCUUCAAGAAAUGGCAGGGAGAGGGGUGCUCGUCAGAGUAUGCCCCUGCCCACAGGGCACGCGGAAAGGGACGACGAUCUGCUGCACCAUCAGCUAUUUCCAGCGACAGCUGCCCCAGUAACUACUCAGCAACAGGCCCAGUUCUCUGUUCAGCCCCAAAUCACAUUUGACCAAUUGACGGCCUGUCAGCAGACCCAACCUCCGAAUCACGCGACUCCCUUCAUGGGACCCUCUCCAUCCCCGCCUCACCCCCUACCACCCCUCGGACUGUUUCCUUCACCUGGUCAAUACUCAAAUUUGAUCGGUCCCGCUGCGCCCAUGUUUGCAGCUAACUCUCUCCUGUGCAAUCCAGAAGUGGUGAAGGCUAUCCUCAGCCAGACUCCAGAACACCUAAACAAUUUGAUACUUUCUCAACAACAACAGCACCUGCAGCCAACCACGACCGAGGAACCGUUGAAUUUGGUGUGCAAGCAGGAGGCGCAGUCGUUGACGGGCCGCGGUGCGAUGACGACACCGAACUCCGACGUGAGGCCGCCUCCCGCGAAAAGACGGUCAAUUGCGCCAUCAAGUGUCGGCGCCUCUUACGUCUCUGGAGGCGGCGGGGGCGGCGGCCUACGCGAAGAACAGUGGAAGAGGUACCAGUGCUCGGGUUGUGGGCACCGAUCCAACUGGAAGUGGGACAUCAACAAGCACAUCAAAGUGGCCCACCCUGAACGCAAAGAGAUCACCACAAUCACCUUGGACAUCGAAGAGGCCAGAUUGACUCUUCCGGCGUACCUGGAAAAGGUUAGGGCCCUCGGAAGGAAUGGACGACCGUCGGCGACUGGUGCCGCCGAGGAGUGGGGUACCACGUCAACAGGCAACAGCAUUGUCUCGGGGCAUCAGCCCACUGAAGGCUACUAUCGGCCCUUCAAAUGUACCGUUUGUGGACACAGGAGCAAUUGGAAGUGGGACGUGAAGAAGCACAUUAAGCAGAUGCACGCGGGUGCGGCUGACGUGAUUACGCUGAGCAACGAGGAGGCGCGUCGCACUAUCAACCAGUACAAAUCGCACAGGCGUCAAGGUCAAGGCCUGCGAUCGCAUUGGUCGGCGUCGUCGUCGUCGGCGUCGAUGAUGACAGCGGCACCAGCCACUGUCAAGACGUCGCCACCAACCAAACGCCACCUCGACGACUCUGACAGCGCCGAUGUGGACGAGAGUCAGCCAAACCGUGAACCGCUGGACGAGCAGGUCGCGCCAGCCUCGGCUUUCCGCUGCACCGUGUGCAAGCGACGCUUCCAGACGUGGACCAACCUUCAGCAGCACACUGUCUUCAGCCAUCCGUCUGGCGGCAACUCAGCUGUGUCGAGUGGCGCCAGCGCUGUUAGUCCUGGUGGUGGGAGUAGUGGAAGCAACGUCUGCAAGAGGUCCUACAAAAAGGCUCUGUUGCAGAAGGCUCUUGCAUCGCCGACUGCCAGCCGACUAUCCCCUUGGAAGAACUGCCAGCCAACAAUGGUGACGAAGACGCCAGCUAUGCAACGGCUUCAAUUCACGGAGAACUCGCCACCGAUUCAGCCGUCAGUAGAAGACUGCCACAAGUUUCAGGCACGUCGGUCGCUGCUGGCUGAGAUGUCCCCCACGCUGCCAUUAAUGAGUCCACUGCGUCCCAGCACCCACGAGAACCUCCUUUCCGGUGGCGUCGAGGGCGAACAGAAGGCGAUCCAGGACCCCGGCAAAGUCUUUCAGCUGAUCGAGCUUCUUCAACAGGUUCUGAAUUUCCUGAUCUCCACACUAGAUGACGAUAAACAACGGGCUGCUGACACCAUGAAGCUCUCCUCGGACACCUCUGAGGAAACACCGUCACUUACUGGCACGAGCUCGGAUGAGAACGAAAACGAGCCGUCGACGUCUCUAGACAAGUCGGAACGCCUGGCCAAUCUACUCCAGCAGCCUCAGGUGCAACCUCUAGUUAAUCAGUUGUCAUCCCUAUUCCACCUGGCUAUCCGACACGAUCCCAUAACCAGCACCGAGACACCUCAUCCAGCUCAGUGA